UCCUAUAAAUGAUAAGAAUUGGGAAAACCAUAGUCAUUCAGCUAUCGCAAAGUAAAUUCUACAGUCGAGUAUGGCUUCCUCAUUUUUGUUCUUGUCUUUAUCGAUAGUCCUUGCGGUGAUAGUAGUAACAUUAGCUGAUGAGAGUCCUGGAUUUUUUCUUAAAAUUACUAAAAAUAUUCCACGAUUGGGUCGUCGAUCGGAUAAACAAUUUGGAAAUUUAUUUUUCAAAAACGCAAAACAAAUUCCAAGAAUUGGUAGACGAAAUGAAAUGGAAAACGAUGAAUCCAAUUCUAAAUUACUUAAAACACUCGAGGAAAUGAGUAGUCCUAGCAAACGUUUUAUUAACCCAGCACCAUCAACAUCACGAGAAUAUAGUGUAGUUCAACCCGUCAAUGCUAAUACCCUGAUUGAACUUAUUGAAAAGGAUGCUAUUCCGAGGGACAACAUAAAAUUUGUUCACUGGAAAGAUUUCGAUCGUGCUCUACAAGUUGAUAAUGAUCUCUAUAACAAAGUUGUGUCAUUGGGUAGAAAACCUGAUCGUCAAUUGAAAGAGGAUUUGAAUUUUAGUCGCUUUAUGCCGUUUUUUGGAAACUCAUACCAAGGGGAUGAAAGGCUUAUCUACAGGGGAGAUGGUGAAAUGUACUCUGGAAAUGAUAAGGAACUACUCCAAUACAAUGAAGUUUAGAAAUAAUUUAUUUUAUUUGUCACAAUGUUUUUAGUUUUUACACGUGAUGAGUA
Molecule: messenger RNA, 738 nt
Organism: Episyrphus balteatus (marmalade hoverfly)
Lineage: Eukaryota; Metazoa; Arthropoda; Insecta; Diptera; Syrphidae
Gene: ETH
Exons: 2
Coding region: 71-685 (204 amino acids)
Source: RefSeq, a predicted model, not a curated record